This is a messenger RNA of Cataglyphis hispanica, 3144 nucleotides long. Its product is annotated as aminopeptidase N-like. Gene Ontology annotation, biological process: peptide catabolic process; proteolysis. Gene Ontology annotation, cellular component: cytoplasm. The coding region runs from base 345 to 2711 and encodes 788 amino acids. Lineage: Eukaryota; Metazoa; Arthropoda; Insecta; Hymenoptera; Formicidae. Gene Ontology annotation, molecular function: zinc ion binding; peptide binding; metalloaminopeptidase activity. The record is from RefSeq and is a predicted model, not a curated record. The transcript is spliced from 10 exons.
UUCAAUCCUAGGUAAAUUUUUGUGAUUAUCAGAGAAAAAUUGCUUUGAAUAUAAAAGUCAAAGUAUAUAUCUGUCGACAAUUGUUGAAUUAUGUAUCGAUCUAAUAAGGUAUAAUAACAUGUUUGAUACAUAUAACCAUAACAAGAUAUUUACAUGACAUUAUGUACUUGAUACAUUAUGUUAUACUGAACACGUUGCGUCGCUAGUUUUCGCUGAUCCCUCGAAGUUGAAAAGAUCACGAUUAAACAUAAAAAUUUUGGGCUAAAAGUAACGGCUCAUGUGACUGCUUAAACAAACGCAAAUAAAACAAAUAGGAUAUCCAGAUAUCAAAAAUAAAAAUUAACAUGCUGUUCUUAAAAUUAUUAUUAAAUAAUUUAUUAUAUACCAUUUUAAUGGCAACAGCUAUUUCCGUCGAUGAAAAUGCAGAAAAUAAGUGGCGUGAUAUUCUUAAUUAUCAAUUGGCAAAUAAUAUAAGACCGUUUCAUUAUAAUUUGAAGAUAAUAUUGAUGCCAGAUUAUAUAAGUGGCGAGUCCAAUACUAUUUUUUAUAUUAAAUAUGCAAAACCAUAUAUAAUUUUACAUAUGCCAAUGCUUAUGAAUAUAAGUGAAGUAAAGUUGAAAUCAAUUGAAAAUAAAAUGAUUUAUGCAAUGAAUUAUUCAAUAUUUAUUACUAAUGAAAAUCUUAGAGAAAAAUUAUUGAUUAUUGAACCCUUUAAUCAAUUAAUGUCACAAAAAUAUUUAAAACGUGGAGUUCAUAUUUUGUAUUUUAAAUUCACAUGCAUAAUGAAUCACGAUACAAGAGAUUUUUUGCGAACUUCGUAUACAAAGGAGAAAAAAGGUGAUGGGUUCAUUUUUGCAACACUAAUCCAGCCCAGAAGAGCCCAACAAUUAUGUCCAUGUUGGGAUGUGCCAAAAUUAAGUGCCACUUUUAACAUUUCCGUAGAACACCAUAAAAAAUACAAAGUUUUGUCGAAUAUGCCAGUACAAGAAUAUAAAUCCGUGGACAAUUCCACAAUGUGUACAGUCUUCCAGAUGACACCUCCAAUGUCUACAUAUGAUGUAGCAAUUAUAAUGUCAGAUCAGUAUCAGGUUUCUAAUUCGACUGUUUUGGUCAACACGUGGUGUAGAUCACAAGUGAUACCUCACAUGAUAUUUAUGCAAUCUAUCUCUGAAAAUGUAAUUACAUAUUUAGAAAACAGUUUUAGGAUAUUGAGAAGAAUUCCAAAAAUGGAUUAUGUCGUUAUUCCAAAUUUAGAAGACAGGAUCAGACAGACUUGGGGACUCGUUUUAUAUAAAUUUACUUAUCUCAAUUCGACGUCGUUGGAUGAUCUUUGGGGCUUUAUGCAGAAAAGUGUAUACCGUAAAUUAAAAAAUAAACUAUAUAAUUUAAGCAUAAAGCAGAUAAUGGAUAUUUGGACUAUACAAACGCAUUGUCCUGUGGUAAAUGUGAUACGAAAUUAUUCUAAGAAUCUCGUGACAAUAUCAAAAGAGACUCAUGAUGAAUUGGAUCAGCAACCAUAUUUUAUACCUGUGAGCUGUACUAAAGAAACGAAUAUCAAUUUUGUCAUCUCGCUAGAAAGUUUCAACUGUUUGACACAGUCAAAGCCGAAGGUGGAAAUAUAUUAUGAUAAUAAAGAUAAAUGGUUCAUUGCCAACAUAUUGCAAACUGGAUAUUAUCGCGUCAAUUAUGACAAUGACAACUGGAUGAUGAUCGCUUAUUAUCUAAAUUCUGAAAAAUAUGAAAAUAUACAUGUUAUCAAUCGAGCGCAAAUCAUUGGUGAUGCAUUCCAUCUUAUGAUGGAGGAGAAACUUGAUUCAGCUAUAUUUUGGGAACUUGCGAGUUAUUUAUGGCGAGAGAGAAAUUAUAUAGCAUGGUAUCCUAUGAUUAAAGCUUUUGAACAUAUAUCCAGUCUCUUUGCAUUUCCAACAACUGAUGAUGAACAUCUCGAGGUAAUGAAGGACAUAGUAGGAAGCUUGUUUGAAAAUAUAAACGAGCAUGUGUACAAUCAAAUAAGAUCCAAUAACGAUUUUGAUAAGUAUUUAAAACAAGAACUCACGAAAUGGGGAUGUCUUAUCAAUAAUUCUUUGUGCCUGAAAAUGACCAAAGAACAAUUUGAAUGGCAUUUAAAAAAACCUAAAAUUAACAAAUUUUUGCCUGGAUGGAACAAAUUGAUAUUUUGUUAUGGUUCGAAGACUGUGAACCAUACGAUAUGGAUUAAAGCGUUUAAUGAAUACAAAAUAUCUGAUUAUGAAAUAUUGAAAUUUCUUAGUUGCUCCGAUAAUCUGCAAAAUAUAGUUUAUUAUCUAUGGUUUAUUUUAUCGAAACUUAAAUAUGAAAUGCGGACACUCAAAGAUAAAAAUAUUGAUUUUGGAGCAUUAACACAUACAAAAAAGCAUGUUUAUAUUUCACUUACUGAUAUUUUCUUUUCUCUUCUAGCCAUACAUGCUAAGAACUCUAUACUGCUUAGAGAUAUAUUGGUUUCAUAUAAUUUUAAAUUUAUACAGGACAGCGGAAUAAAUACGAUUGUAACAUUAAUUGUCAUUAUUAAUAAUAUAUAUUCCAAAAACAAUCUUGAUCAAAUAAGUAAAUUUGCUAAGGAUAAUAUGCCACAAUUAGUUUCGGAAUGUAUUGAACGCAAAAUAACAACGCGAUUGCUUGAGAUUGAGAAUCAGAGAAAAUUUUAUAAAAUUAUGUUUCCUCCAUUGCCCUAAUCACGUUACCAAUUACGAAACGUCCAACUACAAAUCCAAUUACAACAUGUCUAACUACAAUACAUCCAAGAACUGCAAACAAAUAUCGGGAUGAAGUUAUUAAAUUAUAGUAAUUGGGGUAGAUAAAUCUCUAUGUUAAUAAUGCAUAUUCUCAAGAUCAACGUAUUGAGGUAAAUGAUAUGGAGUUAAUGAAACUCAAAAAACUCUACACUUAUUUUGAAAAUUUAUUUUAAUUUUUAUCUGUUAAUAAAUAAAAUUAUACAUAAUGUAUCUGUCGCUUUCUUUCUUACAUGUAGCGACAAAAUUAUGCUAAUUUAAAAAUUUAUUAUAUCUGUUUUUUAUAAUAUUUAAUUAUGAAAUUACUGAUUGUGAUAACAAACAAUAAAUUAAAAUUUAUUUUAGAUCAUUUAAAUAAAUAAAUUUAUGUGCAUAA